UAUCAUGGGCGACAACGCCGAUAGUGAAGGCAAUUUGAUUCAUUCGAUUUUGAACGACUUGAAGGUGGGAUUUUUCUCUUACUUUUGAUUCUUCUUCCUUUUAUAUUUUUCUAACUAGAAGCGGCUCUAAAUAUUUCUCUCUUUUACAGGGGAGCGCCCCGGUUUGGGAAGAUUUUGUCGGCAAAGCGAGUAAACUACACUCAGCGCUAAAGUAAGCUUGAUAGUAAACGUGUGUAAUAAUUUAACUCUCAUAUUUUAUAAUUUACGAGUUAUAAUUUAUUUUUUGCUAGAGAGUAAGAUGAUAGGCUUAGUUUGUUUUAAUUUUCCUCGAUUUAGGGCAACAGUUAUCGCAGCUGACUCCUUUUUGGACGCUUUUCAACGAGUUGCUGAUGUCGCGAAUUCGUCACGAGGUAAGGGUACUGUACUCUCCGGCACUUUUUCUUGUUUUGCCGCGUCAAAUAUCUACUUUGCGUUACUUACGCCUUGUUUGUAGCAAAAUAAGAAUGGCGUCAACAUCGCGUCCAAAGCUGACUUUUUGGGAAGAUUAUACUUUGUACAGUGAAAGCACAUGUUUCUUCGUCGUGUCAUUCAGUUUUAGUUUCAUCAGCUGGUCAAGGGUUUUACCCACGCGUGUUGUAAUUUUUUUGUUGAUAUUUGUAUAAGGUUAUACUUUUUGUAGAAGAAUUUGAAGAGUCGUGAUGUAUAUGGUGAAUAGAAUCUUAUCUUAUGGUAGGAACAUAUGUACAACAUUGGAUCUUGAUUUCGUUCGGUUCUUGUAUGAAUAUAAUCGUUUAAGCUAAGAUAAGGGAUUUUACAAAGUAGAUCGUAAAUUACAAUCUGAAAUACCUCACCGAAGUCUAGGGCAACUGGUUUUUUUUUCCUUUCGAAAAUUCGUGCGUGGGUGAACUAUUUCUCGCUCGAAAUGGACGUUAUUCAUGAUCAGGUGAUUUAUUCGAGCGACGAGCGUUCGACUUACAGCAGAUUGUGUUGAAUGAAUUUUCCUUCACAACGCUCUCUUUGUUUUGUUUAUUUAUAGUGGCUUGUGAAAUAGGAAACCUUCACUGGGACCUUCCAACCCCUUCAAGAAGAAAAUUCCGGUUCAAAUUCCGGUAGUUUUGAAAUGUCGUACAAGCGGUCUACGGGAGUUUACUACGAGUUUCCCAAAACCUGGUCAUUUUAUUGUCCGUUACGAUUUUGGCGGUAAAGCAGUGCAAUUUUGCCGCGUAGUUUUAACGUUCGCGUCAAUAUUCGGCGUGUCUAUUUGGUGUUCUGGCGAAUUUUUCUGUUGAUUUUUUGCCUUAUAAUUUUGUUUUCUUUCAGACACCCAAAGCAUUUGCAGCUAAAAAGAAGCAAUCGUGCUAGUUUUCCUUCAUCUCCUAUCAAUCUCUUUCCAUCAAAUUUUGCGGUUUGGUUUCAUAGCAUUACUUCAAGAAUUAUUUAUAUGGCCGCGCCACCUGCUUCGAACAAAACUCGGACAGUUUUUGGAUAGCAAAAUCGUGAACCUCGUAUAAAACAUGGAAAUCCUUGUUCAAUUUCAAUAGUCAAAACAGGUUUUGUUAGCUUACAGAAUUUUGAAUAAUAUUUUGUGGCCUUAAUCAAAGGAAGUACAUUUAUGCAUGAUCACUUCCUGAAUUACCGAUAUAAGCUUAAAACGUGUUUAUCGCUAUGUAACAAGAAAACUGGACAGAAAUUGUACGCGUUACAGUGGGUAGCUCGUAAGGUCUUGAGGUUUUGUCGACCCAGAUAAACACUCUUUUUCAAUUUUCGGUCAAGUUUCACUCUGUCUGAGUUAUAUCAAUUUUAAUUAUUUUAAAUUUAUUUGCAUCGGAAAUAGUCAGUCGGUAAAGAAUGUUCGGAAGUUCUACGUCUUUUAAUUUUUUUAAAAAGUUAUAAAGCUUUUGUUUGUACCACAUGCUAAGAUUUUGGCACUUUGUUUAUGGAGAAUUUACGUUAAUUCCGUUACGAUUAUUUGUAACAGUUUUGGCUUAGCAAACCGUUGUAAAAUUAAUUAGAGGGUUCUUAGGUGCCAUUGUGCACUGAAAGAACGCGCUAUAUUAUUGUAGUUUUCACAAGUCAGUGAGGUGUAUUCCAAAAGGCGGACUACUUGUAGUUAUUUUCACGACAUAAAUUUACCAGGAGUCAUUGGCUGCCAAUUAGUCUAAAUAUGUGAAAACCGUGGGGUGCAUUUUAUUCAAGUUUCAUAAUAUUUGUUUUUUUCCAAUGGUGCAGAAAAAUAGGCAGUUGCUCCUACACCCCUGAUUUCUGUCGUAUCAGUUUUGUGGUGUUAAAUAUAGGAUUUUUACACAUUUUAAGUAGUAGAAGUUCACAUCCAAUGACCAGUUCUAAGACCACUGGAAUCCUGAUAUUUCAACCUCCCAGCCAGGAACAAGAAGUUAAUUCAUAUGACUGGGAUGCUCUCAAAAUGGGCCUGAAAAUUACAGAAGAAGGGGAAUUAAGUUCUGAUUCACAAUUCAGGUUUCUACUGGAUGAGAUACGACUACGUUUUUAAAAAUGGUGUUACCCAAUGGUUACUGCUUUGGAUCAGUCCAAAGGACUGUGUCAAUACAGUGCUCAAUGUGGAGUUCGAGGAACAAUGACAAUAGCAACUGGAAUGAGAAGGACAAAACAAUAGGUUUAGAGUAGCUAAACAGCAGGUGCAUCACGCUUUUUUUUUCUACAUUUCUUUGCCAUGAAUGCAUGACCUCGAUGUGAAACUGCUUAAUUUCACAUUUUGUCGAGGUCAUGAGUGUAAUAAAACUAUUUUCCAAUACUUUUUGUAAAACUUUAUCAGAUAGAGUAUUUUAGAAGUCAACUCCAGAAAAAUUUACCAACAUUUGAUAAAUUGAGUGAUAUAGAAUAAGAGCAAUGUGUUUUCAAACAGCAUGAAUUCACUUUUUAAGAGACGUUUUCUCAAAGUUUGUUGUCGCUCUUGUUGCUUAAGCUCCAUAAUGUUUGUCUUCAGAUUGAACAUAAAGCAUGUUUCGAAAGUUUCACAUUUAGAAUCCCCUUUGAUUUCAUCUGAAAUACAUAGUACAUAAUUGGAGCACUGCUAACACUUAUUAUUGGCUACAUGUAAGCUUUAUUCCUUCCCUUUCUCAAAUACACAGAAGAAAAACAAAUAAAGCUAACCAGCAGAUUAAAAUGAAGGGAACAUUGCAGCAUGAAAAGGUUUCUGCUUGCAUGCUUGUUCCAAAAGUGCAUAUUAAUAGCUGCAAUACUGUGUGUUCGUCUGAGCCACUUCUAAGCUGGUGUUAAGCUAUUUAAGGUCUGUAAAGUCGUGAAAAGUCCUUGAAUAUUAGAUAAAGUCCUUAAGGUUCUUGAGAGCCAUUUAUCUCCCAAAAAUGCUUGAAAUUUCCUAAACUGGUAUUUGAUGAAGUCUAAGCAAUGUGAAAUAGCAAGACUCUCCAUAUUUUUCAUUUUCUGUCAGCUAGCCUUUUAGUAGCACAAAGAAAAAGAAACCGUAACAUAUCUGAAAUGCUGUGCUUUUUGCUUGAGGUAGUUAUAUAUUUAUUACAGAAUAUCAUAUUUACUUUUAGGAGGGACUUUUCAUGAUGCUAAGCUUGUUAAAAAAUACCCGUAAACUGGUUUUACUUAGUUUGAUCUGCUCGAAGUUACCUGAGCAGUUUCAGUGGCUGGUUUUCAGAAUGACAUGGAAGACAUUAACACUUAAAAAAUUUUUGUUUUUCAUGUUAAGUAUAUUUCUUACCCAAGCCAAUGCAGAAGGAUCAAAGCGAAAACUCAGUUUAGUUCCUGGUUCUAUGGUGUUAUGAUUCAAUAAUUUCCUUAUUAUCUUUAAUUUAAUUAGUGUUUAUUGUGGUCAAAUUAUUUGCUUUGUAAGAACUUGAGUAUUAUGUAUUCUCAUCAGAAAGAACCUCGCCAAACAUUUCUUCACUUCUAAAUUGGAUACCCAGACUUCCUAUUACCCUAUUCUGUGUAAACUCAACUAUGGUAUUUUUAUGUCUGACCAUUCAAAGGAUAAAACCGCUUCAGUGGUUCUUUAACUUGGUUCUCUCUGUUUGUCAACAUAUUCUGAAAUAAAAAUAUAUAAAACUUUUUAGCAUCUAUCUUGGAUAAUAAUUUUACAAUCUGGGGUUGCGAAGCACCUUACAGUUUAGAUUUAGUUUCAACAUUCUUAGAAAACCAAACAAUAAAUAACUGAAUGUAUCUACUCCAUUAUGCAUUGCGAGUUAGUUUUUAUGUCCAGGCUCUUGUUUGGCCUUCUUUAAUGUUUAGACAAAUGUACGUGAGAGUAUUUUUCGAUGCUUUUCGUUAUACAUUUAUUACACCUUCCUGAAAAGGUUAUUUUUGUGGAAAGAAUUUUAAUGAGUUUUCAUAUGUACAACUUAAAUGGUUUUUGUUUGUAGGACAUGCACCUGAGAAUUGUGAAACCUGAUGAGUGCUAAGAAAUUUGCAUCAUUUUCUUGUGUUGUUAAAGAAAAGGCAGAAUUUUGUCAAAAUAGCCUUAUUAAGACAUAUAUUUUUUGGUAAUGAUAUUGUAGUGCCAUGGCUGUGUUUGUCACAUUAGCACUCGUGUAAAUGUGCACUUGUGUUCCAAACAAAUGAGAUCAUCUUUUUUCAAAAGAUGCAUGUCCCUGUUGAACCUUUAAAGGUCAAACUUGAAUUUCAAAUUUUAUUUUAAUGGAGCUGUUUGCGCUCCUUUGCCAUGCAAAGUAACGUGUAUUCAAUUUGAUGAUGACCUGAACAAGUACGUCAUCAUAAAUGAAUUAUUGCUGUCAUUUACUGUUGAUGACUAGGUGGCAUAUUCAGUAUAUCAGUAAUGCAUCAAUACAGGUCAUCCACGCAAAAAAACUCAGACUUAAAUAUUGCUAAUUAGGAGACCUGCAGGCAAUACGUGACAAAAUUCUUUUCACCUACAACUAGUAGCACCCAACAACACCUGGUUGGACUUUGCUUAUGAGCCUGUUGAUUUAUACAAUCUGGUGCAAAAGGACUAGCAAUGUCAUUGUUGUAGACAUUUCUUAAAAAAUAUAUAUUAGAUUUUAAUGUCACUUCAAAAGCCAUGAUGAUUAAAAAUAUCUCUAUCCAUUUAAUAGAUUAAUGGAACUGAUUUUCACUGCUAGUGCACCAAAACAAGAUUUCACUGUCUCUGGGAAAAACAUGAAUUGCAAGUUGGCCUAAAUCCUGUCUCAUAGUAUUGUAUCACUGAGAAACUUGUUCCUUUUUUAUUCUUCUUGAGGAGGAGAAUUGCGUGACUUUUUAAUCUGAAGAACGUUCAUACCAGCACGUUGCGCACAAUAUCCUAACUUUUUAAGGCUUUAUGAAAAAUGUCAGCUGUUAAAUAGGACAUUUUUCAGUAUUGUUUUGUUUGUGUGUUUUUUAGGAUGCUGCAAAGAUAUUGGAGGAUCUCUGACCAGAAUGGUGAUGAGACACAGAAGUGUGGAUAGCAAGCUAAAAGGACUUGCUGGGUAAGUAUGUUUGUGACUGGGAGCCAAUAAACUGAUGGUGACUGUUAAUUUAGUACCCUAAACUACCGCUUUUAAUUUCCCCCACUUGUAUUCCUCCCAUUUAUAAGCCUACCAACCUGUAAAUUAACCAAAAAAAAUGCAUCCGAUUAUAAGCCCCCCCGCUCCAAUGUAAAGAAAUGAAUUCAGUUUAAUAAUAUUAUGACAUUUUGAAGCUUAAUUACAAACCAAUAAAUGAAAACAUUUUGAUCACGAAAGUUAUAUCUUGUUUUGAAACUUGUGCUUUUUCUAUUCUGGUUAUAAGCCCUGUUGGACACACCCCUUCUAAAACCCCUUUUGAAGAUGUAUAGGCCUAGGGCUUGCAAGUAGCCGUUUAUGAUAUUCAGUGCAGGACUGGAGAAAAAAUCUGGGCUUGCUUCCUUUUAUCCCUGACUAAGUCUAUAUGUAUUUUCCGUCCUGUAGAUUGCUUAGACUACUCUUUUUUCUCAGAGUAAAGGCUUAACAAUCUGUUUGUAGCUUCAGUUAUAUGUUCAUAGACAGUAAAAAUUCUUUUAAAAUUUGGCUCACUAACGUCAAGUUAAACCUUACCCUCUUACAAGCAAACCAGAAUAACAUUCUGGUGUUCUCGGUGUAUCCUGUGGACAAGCAACACUCCAAUCAACCCUCCAAGUUAAAGUUUUUGCUUGGUCGCCAUUUGGCAACCAAGUCUUUUGGUUUAGGGAGACUUUUUUACAAAUCAAGUUGCCAGCUCCAAAAUUUUAGGCGCCAUGGCGACCAAAAUGGUCCCAACUUGGAGGGUUGCUAAUAGUGCUUGCUUGGCAAAGGUGUGUGUUGUUCUUUGGUCAUGAUUUAAUAUGAAGGACUAAUUUUGCUCUCCAGGCAAGUGAGUUGCAUGCAAUGAUAUACUAGUCUUAAAAUCCUCAGAUCAGAGAGAGCAGCAUUCCCCACAGAGCGAACUUAGGAGCACUUACCAUUAGUAUGGAAAAUCUGGUUAUUAAAAAUUUUACAAUUUUAAUUUUAAAGAUUUGCCUGCCCAUGGAUUACAGUCUAGAUUUGAAGAAAUAAGACUCUUGAGUCAUUUGCCACUUCCACAGCACGAAGGCUUACCUGUCAUAACAUCUGAUCAUUGCAUCUGUGGACACCCUGUCUUUUUCACCAGUUCACACUUCACACUCUAGCUAGCUUCUCUAAGUUUGUCAUAAGUAUUAUGGUGAGGGCCUUCUUUGGAGAAUUCUAGAGUGAACACUGUACUGUUUUUACCUAAUUGGAAAUCUAAAUUUGCUUUUGUCUGUGUCAGGUUGUUGUCUGAAACACUGGUAGUUCCCCUGCAAGAAAGGUUGGAUGAUUGGAAAAAGGCUGUCGUUCAGAUGGACAAGGAUCAUGCUAAGGGUAAGUGUAAAAAUUAAUGAUGUUUAGACUUCUCAGGGAUUGAAUUCUUGCUUGCUCUUUGGAUAAGCAACUCAAAAUGUUUUGACUUGUCAGUGCCUCCAGACCCUUUAAUUUAAUAUCAUGUGGUAGGAGAGAGACUGAUGGGAGACCCACGUUUGGGUACUGUGGGGAAUGUUGAUAGGGCAUUUUAUCAGGGCUCGAAAAAACUCCUGUCCAGUAGUCCAGAACAAGUAGAUUUUCUUGCUGGGCAAGUAACUUUACGGUGCCCAAUACGCAAGGGUACAGGCAAGUCAUCCUCUAACAAAAUCAUUAACUAGGACAAGCAAGAAGUUGCCCUGGGUGAGCAAAAUGUGAGAGCUGCUUGCCCAAAGGACAAACUGGAAUGAGUAGUGUAGGAGUUGCUCGUAAGGUCUCUCCUAAUUGUUCGCAGGAAAGAAUGACAUGUCAUUCUUCCAAUUGUUUUAGUAUUGUUUGGGGUCAGGGAAACGCUCCAUUGGUGACUUCUGUUCUAAGCAGCUGCUUCAUGAGCUGCUGGAAUUCAAGUUUUUUUCGAGCCCUCAGUGUUUAUGCUUAAACUUUUGUUGCCUACAAAGGAGUUCAUUUAAUUUUAUUGUCAUUAACUGCACUUAUUAGUGCUUCAAUCCCAUUUCAGUUAUUUCUUACAUUAAUUUAUUCCUCCAACCUUUUUGUCCUUGAAACAGAGUACAAGAAGGCAAAACAAGAAUUAAAAAAGGCCACAGCAGAAACUCACAAACUGCAAAAGAAGGUUAAGAAAGGUGAGUUAGGUGAGCGAAGUUCUUUUGAAACUUUGCAACCCAUGCAUGCUAAUUUCAAAGUUUACGCUAUCUCACACAUAAAGCCACAUGCAGUAAAAAUGCCGAAAGUUGACCCAUUUUCAGUAGCAUGGAGCCACUAAUCCUUAUAAAUACACUGUAGGAUGCUAGUCCAUUGCAGAAUAAACUACAGUUGAUGUCUGCUGUACUCAUGUAUUGGCCAGUUACAUUAACCCUUAAAACCUUACUAUCAGAGUUCUAGAAGUAGUGGAGAGAAGUUCAUUUCUCAUGAAUGAAUGAAUGAAUGAAUGAGUGAAUGACUGACUGACUGAGAGAUGGGCUGAGUACAAGUCGGUUUAUUAUGGGAUAAAGAACACAAGACCCACAUAGUCAGAAAUAGCACAUUGAGGUUACAAAAAUUCUGAAGUUUGGUGUUGAUUGGGUCAAUAUUGAACAAGAUACAGCCAUUAAAAAACUUGAAAAUUUAUAAGAGAUGUAUGGAUUGCUGCACACAUCAUUCGGAGGUCUAUAUAUUUCUUAGUAAAUUCUGGAGUUUUUGAAUGGCUGUAUCUCGUUCAAUAUAAGCCUGAUAAGAACCAAACUUGAGAAUGUUGCUAUUUUCAAUGUGCUGUUUCUGACUGUAUGGAUCUUGUGUUGUUUAACCCAUAAUAAAUGGACUCGUACCCAACCCCUCUUGGUUUGAAACUAGGCAGUUGGGAACCUCCACCAAAUUGAGUGGAAUCAUAAAAAUAAUCACUGAAAACAUGAAAAGAAAGUAUAAAUAACACAGCAAGUACAAAAGAAGGUAUGGAUGGACAAACUUAAAGAAGGUUAAAACAGAUUGCAAUUUUAGUUUUUUUGAAAACUUGUUAGCCUAACAGUUUUUCAAAGUUUGUUUUUGUUGUUUGUACAAAUGUAACGUUUGAAAUAAUGCUUGGGAGACAUUUUUGUUUUACACUAAGGUGGAUUUUUGUUGUUCAAAAGUAAUUUUUCAAGUUCCAUAGCAAUCAAGGACGGGCAAAUGGUAUUAUAAACAAAAUAAACCAGCCUGCAGCCAUGAUACGGCAGCCUCUUAACCCUGCCAUGCACUAGCAUUAGAACUACGUUUUGUCCAGCUCCAAGAAGAGGUGCUGUAGGGUGCUUCAUUCUAUAAAAAACUGGGUCAAUUUCCUGUUGUUUCAGCCACCUUAAACCUUUGCUUAAAUCACAUCAUAAUGCAUUAUUUACCUUGUUGUCUUCAUAAUUCUCUUUUUGCCACUGUACAAGAAAGAAUAAUGAGACAUAGAGAGAAUCUUAGGGCAUUGUCUGGGAUAUGUGAAUUUCACUAAAGUUAUUUUUAGAGCCUGUGAUUAAAUCAUUCGAACAUUUUAAUCAGUUGUUUAAUGUGACUGCCUCAAAGCAAACAAUGCAGAAUAAUUAUUUUAAUGGUGACACACGAAGAGAGCAUAAUAUCCCAUCAUUCUCUCUUGGAACAUUGAAUAAAGGUUUUUGGACUCUCCGAUUAAUUUCAAGCAUUUAAUUGGUCUAAAAAUAGCUUUGGUGAAAUUCACAUAUCCCGAAGGCUAGACUAACUGUUUCGCUCUGUGUCUUGAUAUUCUCACUCGCACUGUAACAGUAACCAGCUUUCCACCAUGCUUCUUCAGCAAUAGGCCUGCUACAUGUAAAGCUUACAUUGUAAUCGUCUGGAUUCACUUAGUUGCCUGUCAAAGAUUUUGGGACAAAAUAUAAUUAUUAGACCUUAGUGCUUUCCAGGUGAAUGUGUUCACCUUAAUUUUGUCAGUGAUCAUCCCCUGUCACAUUUGAGGCAAUUUUGUUUUCUUAUAACACAUUGCAUGUAUCAUUGCUGGUAUUACCGACCAUCUUUUUCUUUCGUUCUCCCAAGGUAAAUCAGAGCACCAGGAAAGACUUGAUGCAGCUUUAAAGGUAAAAUAUGAUUGCCUGUGAUUGUUUUCCUUGUUAUAAGCAUGACAACAUUAAUUUAGUAAAUUUUGUACUAAAUGACCUUGUCAAAUCUAAAUUGGCAGUGUUAAGUGCUAAGACAGAGGUGAAGAUAUCAUAUCCUAUUUUGGUUAUAGCACAAACUGAUUUGGCAGAUAAAAGAGAGAGACUGUGUCGUCGUUGAGUUCGUUAUCUAACUUUUAUCAACUUAAAAACAUACAUGUUCAUGCAUUUUAUUUUAAGACAUACUAACUGAGAGUUUUCAGUUGCACUGAUUUGAAAUUUGAAUGACUUUUUCUUACAGCUAGCCAAUUCCCAGCAAGCUGCAUUUGAAGAGCAAGAAAAGCGGUACCUUAAAAAGGUUUUGGUGGAAGAGAGGUCAAGAUAUUGCAUGUUAGCGACUUGCUUUAGGCCAGUUGUGGUAAGUAGUUAUCGUGAAGUCUGUUGUAUCUUGGGCAUUUCACACUUCUUUGUCUAAGGUGUGACCUUACUAUGUUGAUGCAAAUGAUUAUAAUUUAAUGUAGCCUGCGUAGCAAGCGUUUCCAUUGGUUUUAGAGCAAAGAAAGACCGGUUUUGGCCGGGCGAGAAAUAAAAGGAAACGCGGUCUUUGAAUCUCGUUCCUCGUUCUUUGCUCCUAAACCGCGUUGAAACGCUUGCUACGCAGGCUAAAUUUGAUGGGGACACAUUUACUUUAGUGACAAUUAACAGUGAAUUGAGGCUCACAGGGUUAGUGACUGUCCUGACAAAUUAGGUUUUUUUCACUACAAGUAGAUUUUUCUUGUAUAUGAUUCAAAGUCUUCCAUUUCCCUUGGGUGGGCCCCCCUCAUGGGUGGGCACCCCUCAUGGGUGGGCACCCCUCAUGGGUUGGUCUCAAUCGUAGGCUGCGUGGGAGACUACGCUUGGGUCUAAGUGUCAUGUUCGUGCCUUUUCCCGUUUUAAUCCUUUCCUUUUUCAACUUUUCUUUUUUUUUAUCAUGUAUGUAUAAAUAAUUAUUGUUUCCUCUUUUCCUUAGGAGCAUGAGAUUUUGUUGUUCGGGGAAGUGGAACAUUUCCAGUCCAUCUUGGCAGACAUAAUUAAACAGACAAUAAGCCCUUCGACGUUGCCGCUGGCAGGGGAGGACUUGAUACGAGAGUUCAGGCUCUCCGAUCAUAACAACGUUGAUGAUCAGGUAGAUAGAUUUGGUUUUAUUUCUGUUUAAUUCAUUGGCAAAAUCAAGCCAUCAAUUGUGUCGGUCCGGAUAGUCUCAAGGCCCGUUUGAAUGGUCCCGAUUUGCUCAAUUGUUAUAGUAAUUUUCCAUGAAAUUUAACCACUCUAAAAUUUAACACUGAAACACCCUUUCAGCGAACUCAACAAAAUAACAUUGAACUGAGCGAGUGAGUGAAUGAAUGGAUGGAUGGAUGAUUGAUUGAAUGAAUGAAUAAAUGUAUGAGCACAUGUACAGGUCAUUUACAUAAACAAUACAUAAUUAGGACACUAUUCGAUGGCAUAUUUUACGGUUUCAAAAUUAUCAAAACGAUCAGUAUUAGAUGGUAGCGUGGUAAAUGAUCGAUUUAAACGUGUACUGUAAGCCGAAGAUAACUCAACAAUUCUGCUUUGAAUGAAAGACAAAUAACAAAGCAAUUGUUGAACGCGUUUACUCGGGCCUGUACACUUAAGAUUCUAACGAAGUGCCUUUGAAUUAAAUGAGUUAUAAGAACACGAAUAAACAUACGAUAAAGGAUAAGAGUACGGGCGCAAUCAAGGUCACUGAUAUAAUGACAUGCGGCGGCUACAGACUAAUAAGCUGUCAUGGUCUUGAUUACAGACUGAUUCAUACAAUAUUUUGCAUUGGCCUUGAAGGCUUCAGAAUUGUGUUUUCACAUUAACGAGAGCAGCAUGAUUAUAGCCUGCGGAAACAGACGUUUCUCCUUGCUCAUGAUUACAGUUCGCGGUCAGUGAUUGCCAUAUAAAUUUGUCCCACUAUUCACUUAUUUCUUUACUUAAAUCUACAGUCUCCACCGCCAAGUCCAACUACUACAAUGGCCCGAGCAUCAAGUCCACUCCAUACCGGUCGCGACCCCCCUACUUCCCCGCCUCCUCCGCUCCCCACAGAGACAGACCCCUACUUCAACGCUUUUAGUCGCCAUUACUCGUUCUCGGUCAAGCACAGCCACACACGAAACAAGCUAACCGGCUCUACAACACCCACUACAUCCCCCAAGAAAGUUGCUCCCCCACGGGUGUGCGCCCGUGCUACGAGCUUCAGUGUGUCGUCAACGUCAUCACAUUCAUCAGUGUCGUCUUUAGGGUCUUUAAUAGGCUCGCCGUCGGUGGAGAGCUUUCCUCGGCCCCCUACCCCUCUGCUGUCUCCAGGUUAUUCAGGGGACUUACAGAGUGAUCCACUUCCUCCCCCACCCUUCCCUGGAGCAGUGCCUACCUUACCACACCCAGGUAAGGACGUACAAUUAAGCAAGAUUUGCGUCAAAUGCGUUUGGUAUUGAAGUUAGUGUGGUUGCUUAUGCACUUGUCAUUGGCUUUCCUGGGGCCUGACCCCGGGGAAACCCCGAGAAUAUGUGGGGAGUGUGCAUUUUUGAUCCUUUUGGGCGGGGUGGGUAUAUUGUUUAGUUUCAGUAACGAACGCUGAGACCCCAGAAAUGUGCCCCCGGGAUUUGAUGGACGUGGGUCAGCGGUACAUAGCAGUACAUAGCGUUGGUCGCAAACAGGCGCAGCUGUGAAAUUUUACCCGUCGUGUGAGAAAAUUUUGGGACCACAAUUUUUCUAAAACCGAGUCAAAAGUCAAAGGUUAUGGCUUUAAUACAUGCUAAAACUAAUUGACGAAGUCUACUUUAGUUAGACGAAACGCAUUGGAGAAUAAACCAGUUUUCAACAGUGAAAGUUCGCAGAGUGCUGCUCUCUAGUUUAGUUAAAAAAAUUAAAAAAUAAAUAAGCAAGGGCCAAGGUGUCACAUUUGGUAUCAUGGACGCUGUGUCAAGAUUAGUGGAAGAAAAGCGAAAAAAAAAAAGAUAGGCAGGUAUCUGUUAUUACUGCAAAGGUACAUUGUAAAGGAAGGUAUUCUGGCCUCUUAGCCCUCGGGGAGGGGGAUUUAGCGUGAAUUUUAUGCCCUACACCCCAGGGGAAUUAGUAGGUUUUUGCUGGGUGGUGGAGACAAAUCCCCGGGGGAGUCCCAGGGGGUCAACCUCCGGGAAAGCCAACGCAAUGAUAAGUGCAUCAUUUUUGCUUCUAAAGCACGCCGGUCAUAAUAACAGUGAGUAGAAAUUAUUUGGGAUUCUUUUGUUGAAUGAAUAUGGUCUUCCUCCCGAAGUCCGUAAGAUUAUGGCAAAAGUUGAACCGGAACAGCAGUAGAUCUAAGUAAUGUUUGCGUUACCACUGGUGUUAAAUUUUAUCCCAGCAUUGCUAGGACUGUAGAAGAUACUUUCUCCCUUGGCUUCGUAGCCUUUGUAUUGGGACAUUAAAUUUAGUAAUGGCCGUCAGUUUUUGUGGAGCAGCGUUGGCCGUUGUUAUGCGGAGUUUCAGAAUUAGUUUUGAAUGAAUAGAUGACAGUCAUUUUUUUUCGGACAACACGUUGUGUCCGCCGAUAGUGAACUUUACUUUCUGAACCCGCAACUUUUAAUUUAGUCACUGGGACGAUUGUGGUCUUAGAUUCACACAUGAUAAAAAUCUGCUGACCGUUUGGAUCCAAGUUAAACGUUUCGUUAUGGAAGUUAGCGUCAGAAUGGCACUGAAUUGAAGGGUUUUUAUUUAUUUUCUUUUUUUGGUAGGCGACAGAACAUCAUGGACGACAUCUACUGACUCGGGCUGCUGUUCGUCCUCCUCUGGGGAGAGGUCUCCGUCAGCGUCGCUAGCGCAGAUGUAUCUACCAUCCUCGAUCGCGGAACACCCGCGAGAAGGCGCGCCGGGACAGACUGACACACAAGGACCUCAGUAUGCCACUCCCUACGCUGUUUAUGGUGGUACAAGGUCGCGGUGUAUGAGCGAGUCAGCCACGGGUAUGGCGCAUCGAAGAAGUGAUAGCGAAACGUCUUCACAGAGUAGCUACUCGGAUCAUAUCCCAGCUGCUGGUGGGUUAGCAAGCAGCGAUUCGGGUUAUUUCAGUUAUGGAGGCUACCACCAUCGCUCUAACCCCGAUAGUGUGCAAGAAAAUUCCGGCGGAUGGACUCCCCAGCAGAAAUUUAAAACCGGAUAUGGUAGAAGUCAGAGUAUUUCCGGUAGGCCGACGGCAGCGCAGCAGGCGCAAUUAGCCACGUUAGCGAGUCACGCCGCGCGCAGCAGAAGCGCGCCGAUGCCACCCGCUAGAAAAUCAUCCGUGCCGCCCCCGUGCCCGGAAAGAAAGACGGGACUAACGCUAUCGGAUGGUGAUUUGAACAGUGCUGAUGAAGUGGACGAACAAGGUGAAAAGCUUAGCUUCUUGCAACGGCAAAUCCAGCAGCAAAGACAGUUGAUACAAGCCAAGGCGAAAAGCAAGGAACAGUCAUGACAAAGUAAGAUGUGGUUUAAAAGCGAGAAACUUAACUGGCCUUGGUAGAAAAAUUGGAUUUGUAACAAUACUUGAUUCAGAUCAAUGAAAUUAAGUUUGUUACGAUAUUUCGUUGAUUUUGAGGUGGACUUAAUAACCAAAUUUACGCCCUAAUAUGGUGAGAGGGACCUUUUACGGAAUGGCGUCCAUGCUUUUAGCUGCCAGUAAUUUUGGAAGCCUAGAAGACUUGGACUCUCAUUGAUUAAAACGGGUUAAAUUUAUAGUUACACAUGAACUGACGAGACCACGGAAGGGUUCAAAAAUGUGUCAGUGAUAUUUAAUAUACGAGGUCUCUUUACAAAAUUAGCAAGCUAAAUAUAGUUGAAAUUGUCACAGCCUUCUAGCUUUUGUAUGGGAUUAUAGGAAUAUAUCGCUUUCAAGUUUUAAAAUUUAUAACGUAUAGAUAUAAACGUAAGCUAUGAAUUUAGCCGAUGAAGCGACGAUUUCAAAAUAGUUUUCAAGGUAAACCUCAAGUUCUUUGCAUAGUGUUUGUGUACUUAGCAAAAUAGUUUGUACUGUAUUCAGGAUGUUUAGCGAAUGGUUUUGUGGUUUUAAAACGUUUUUUGAUUCGCUAAAUAUCCUUUGCCAAAUCUUCAAUUGUACAAAUUAUUACUGAGACACUCAUCAUCUUGGUUGUUUCUUAGUUUGAUAGCUUUGAUUGUCUUUUUGUAUUGGUUAGGUGAAAUCCAGGUUUUUGAGUCCUUUAUUGGCUUAGCCUCCCACGCAGAAGUUCUUUGGAGCUCGUCACGCGUUACUGUCCCACGAACGUUGGGAGGAUUGCGUGACGAGCCAAAAGAACGUCUGCGUGGGGGGCUGUUAUUAGCAAUAGAUUAGUCUACUCAGAAGAGUGAAUGUUACAAAUUCGGCUUCCAGCGAGAGUGUUAUUAUGUACCACCAGCUGCUCUGCGCCUUGCGCAAAUGGGACACAAGUAUGUUUCAACAGUCACUGCUGGUCAGUGGCUCAACACCAAAGUGCAGGCGCUUUUCCUGUUGGACUGUCUCUUGUUCCUUCCUUUCCUUGGAAUGUCGCUUUAUUUUACUAAUUAUUUGAACAAUAAGAUUCACGUAGAAAUUUCGUUUUAGUGGUUUCCUAAACCUUUGUUGACGCGUUUAGAAUUUUUUUGUACGGUUUCGAUACUUCGUAAUCCCAUGCAUCGUAUAUCGCUUAGCUGUAAAUAAACCAAAAGCCAUAAAUGUACCACGCAGAUGUAACUUCACAAAUCUUACAGUGGUUUAGAGUUAUAUUUGAAACUGAAAAAAAACCGUAUUGGGUGCUCUUGAAAACGUGUGGGCGUUAAUAGUUUUAGAAGGCGAACGUUUUCCUUCUUUAAAUCGUAAAGUUGAGUGGAAACGCAAAUAGUUACCUCGGCCGUAGACUGAAUUAUAUCGCUGAGACUACAGUCUCCAUCUCUACGGUUGUAAGUUUUGUAUUAUACGAAAAUAAUCAACAGUAAGUUCACAAUUUGGUCAUUGUUAUAUCAGAAACGAAAACGUUGCCUUUGUCGCUAUUAACGCUUGAAGGUUCUUCAAUUGUCGAAAGGCAUAAAACAUUUUGCCAGUUAGGUAUCAGAGUGAGCUCAUAUCGUGAUGUUGCCGGAACAAGUUCAACACCCAGGUUGUAUCAACCGUGUAACUUACGUAAAAUAUCUCCUUAACUCAUGAUAGGUUUUCUUGUUCACAAUUCAGAAAAAUGAUUUUUUUCGUCUAUUAGACUGGCCCUUUCCAAUCGUCGAGUGAACCCACUCAAAAGUUUUAUCCCUUUCGACAGUCGCAAGAUGUUCAGAUAUAGAUACAGUUAGGUUUACAGUUAAGAACAAGGAGUUACCCUUUGUUAUUGAAAUUAUAUUUCAUAUUAGUUCAGACGGCAAACACAACAGAUAUUUAUUUUUCCCCCAGCCCAUCCCCAACUCUUCGAUUCACGACCUUGUUUUCGUUGUAUUUGCUGUCUAUCUGAUGAACUCCAGCUAUAAUUUAUUCCCUGUUGAAGACAACACAUUGAUUUUGUGGUAUCAUAGUGCGGUAAUAAAACUGUGUACGGU
Molecule: messenger RNA, 16075 nt
Organism: Porites lobata
Lineage: Eukaryota; Metazoa; Cnidaria; Anthozoa; Scleractinia; Poritidae
Source: the annotation of a GenBank genome assembly